GCCAAAUUACUAAGUAGGUGUGUAUAGUAGUAUUUAGAUAUCACUACUAUAUACUAGUAGUGUUGGUAACUUGAACCAGCAUGAUGAUGCUAGGAAACAGAAACAUAUAUGAUAGUAAGCCAUCACUACCCGCUUGCUCUUUGAUAGUGCUGCUCAUGACCCUUUUCUCGUCUUCAUACAUUCUAGUAGUAGUUAUACUACUACUAGUUCUAACUGUUAUGACGGUUCAUGUUACUACUGAUACUACUAGUAGAGUACGAGUAGUACUACUAUGACAAUAUAUAUUACUACUUCCCAAGUCAACGAGACUGGCAGCGUUGUCUCGGUACUUACUAGUAACGGUACUAGUAUGUAUGGCCAGCGUUACGGUAUGUCUCCAGUUCCUCUGAAUUGCUCUCAUCGUGGCCAGUUGCAACCAACUCACAUGGACACA
Molecule: messenger RNA, 433 nt
Organism: Aspergillus welwitschiae
Lineage: Eukaryota; Fungi; Ascomycota; Eurotiomycetes; Eurotiales; Aspergillaceae
Exons: 2
Coding region: 81-275 (64 amino acids)
Source: RefSeq, a predicted model, not a curated record